AUCCAAUCUGUAAUUUCAUUUGUGUGAUAAGUAAGGUACGUACGGACCGGACGGCGUAUGUUACGUUGGUUGGUUGGUGGAAGGAAGGGAUAAAAUAAACGCAUAUGGAUGGAUCCACCCGGUGUCCAAUCCAUCGAAGCUUCUUCUACUCCCCACCCUCCUUCUCCGUCUCCCUUCUCCUGCUUCUGCCGGGUGGGACAACCCUUUUCCGCGCGUGCCGAAGGUGGGGAGUGCGAUACGGUGCGGAGAAAGGUAUGCGGGGAACCUUGAAAGGGGGGAGGGGGGGAAAGGGUCUUCUCACCGGCGAUGGUAUAGCCUAGAGCGAUAUAGGACAAAAACUAGACGGGGGAGACCUUUUUCUGGACGUUCGGGUCCUCCUCUCUCGGGGGCGGGAGGAGUCGUUCUACCCU
Molecule: messenger RNA, 410 nt
Organism: Guyanagaster necrorhizus
Lineage: Eukaryota; Fungi; Basidiomycota; Agaricomycetes; Agaricales; Physalacriaceae
Exons: 1
Coding region: 105-320 (71 amino acids)
Source: RefSeq, a predicted model, not a curated record